Messenger RNA from Megalopta genalis, 2952 nucleotides. It is a transcript of the gene crn, whose product is annotated as pre-mRNA splicing factor crn. Lineage: Eukaryota; Metazoa; Arthropoda; Insecta; Hymenoptera; Halictidae. Gene Ontology annotation, molecular function: protein binding. Gene Ontology annotation, biological process: spliceosomal complex assembly; mRNA splicing, via spliceosome. Gene Ontology annotation, cellular component: precatalytic spliceosome; U2-type catalytic step 2 spliceosome; Prp19 complex. The record is from RefSeq and is a predicted model, not a curated record.
AAAAUUCUCGCAUAACUCCGUGCAAUCUUCUUAUUUCUCACCGUUCGUUCACUAACUUCGAGAGAGCCCCCAGGAUACGUUGCAUUUAAGUCACUCGAACGACAUUAUCCGAACAAUUUUCUGUUUGCAACUAAACAUUCUCCGUGCAAACGUCACGAAUCUACAAACGUCACUAUCAAACCAGUCACGCGCCUGUUUUCACUCCGAGGAGGAGAUUAACUUGUGACAUCGAACAAAUCUCGUAUCUCAUCGAACCCAUAUUAAUUUUAAACCUUUUUCAUAGAUAUUGAAUUCUUCUUCCGUCUUAUAUAAAUUCGUAUAUGUAACGGAGAAGUAAUAUAUUAUUGUCAUGUGCAUUUUCAGUAUUGUGCGCAAUCUGUUCAAAAAAAUACAAGAUUCGCGCGUGUAACAAUACGACAGAGUCAGCAACCUUACCGUGCAAAACUUGCUGCGAGACGUUUCAGUGUUUUAGAUACUGAAAGGAUUUACUAGUUAGGAUUAAAUCCUUAGGAACUAAGGAUUGUGUAAUCACGUUAUGAUUAUUUCCAAAUUGUGGUGAUUUAUUAAAAUCAUUAAUUAUUCAAUUAAUUCAUUUGUUAAGUAACUUUAUUCGUCGUCCACAAGCUUUCGCACUUGAAGAAGUUUAGGUACCCGAGACAUCAUGGAGAAGUCUCAGAAAAUGCCAAAAGUUGCUAAGGUUAAGAAUAAAGCGCCUGCUGAAAUUCAAAUAACAGCAGAGCAGCUUUUGCGGGAGGCUAAAGAACGAGACCUUGAGAUUUUACCUCCGCCUCCGAAACAAAAAAUUUCUGAUCCUCAUGAGUUAGCUGAUUAUCAACAUAGAAAACGCAAAGCUUUUGAAGAUAAUAUACGCAAAAAUCGUAUGGUAAUCUCAAAUUGGAUAAAGUAUGCUCAGUGGGAAGAAAGUCAAAAACAAAUUCAAAGAGCAAGAUCUAUAUAUGAACGAGCAUUAGAUGUAGAUCAUAGAAAUAUUACAUUAUGGCUAAAGUAUACGGAGAUGGAAAUGCGAAAUCGUCAAGUAAAUCAUGCAAGAAAUUUAUGGGAUCGUGCUGUUACUAUAUUGCCCAGAGCAAAUCAAUUUUGGUACAAGUAUACAUAUAUGGAAGAGAUGUUAGAAAAUAUUGCUGGAGCACGCCAAGUAUUUGAAAGGUGGAUGGAGUGGGAACCUGAUGAACAGGCUUGGCAAACCUACAUUAAGUUUGAAUUGAGGUAUAAAGAAAUACAAAGAGCAAGACAAAUCUAUGAACGAUUUGUGAUGGUUCACCCUGAUGUUAAACAUUGGAUAAAGUAUGCACGAUUCGAGGAAUCCCAUGGAUUUAUAAAUGGAGCACGCAGUGUUUAUGAGAGAGCCAUUAAUUUUUAUGGCGAUGAAAGUUUAGAUGAAAAAUUGUUUAUUGCAUUUGCAAAAUUUGAAGAAGGCCAAAGAGAGCAUGAUCGAGCCAGAGUAAUUUACAAAUAUGCAUUAGAUCAUAUUCCAAAAGAGAAGACUCAAGAAAUUUAUAAAGCAUAUACCAUACAUGAAAAGAAAUACGGAGAUCGUUCAGGCAUUGAGGACGUAAUAGUAAGCAAAAGAAAAUAUCAAUACGAGCAAGAAGUAAAAGAAAAUCCUUCCAAUUAUGAUGCUUGGUUUGAUUAUUUGAGAUUAGUGGAAUCUGAAGGAAAUGCAGAUGUUAUCAGAGAAACUUAUGAACGUGCUAUAGCUAAUGUACCUCCAACUAAAGAAAAGCAGUUUUGGAGAAGAUACAUUUACCUUUGGAUAAAUUAUGCUCUUUUUGAGGAACUUGAUACUGAAGAUAUAGAAAGAUGCCGUCAGGUUUAUAGGGCAUGCUUGGAGUUGAUCCCGCAUAAACAUUUUACAUUUUCUAAAAUUUGGUUGCUUUAUGCAUACUUUGAAAUACGACAAAAAAAUUUACCAGCAGCUAGGAAAACAUUGGGUAUGGCAUUAGGUAUUUGCCCUAGGGAUAAAUUGUAUCGUGGAUACAUUGAUCUGGAAAUUCAAUUAAGAGAAUUCGAUAGAUGUAGAAUAUUGUAUGAAAAGUUCCUUGAAUUUGGACCGGAAAAUUGCACUACAUGGAUGAAGUUUGCAGAAUUGGAAACACUAUUAGGUGAUGUAGAGCGUGCACGAGCUAUUUAUGAAUUAGCUAUAUCGCAACCAAGAUUGGACAUGCCAGAACUUUUAUGGAAAUCUUAUAUUGACUUUGAAAUAGCACAGGAUGAAACGGAAAAUGCAAGACAAUUAUUUGAGAGAUUAUUAGAACGUACGCUUCACGUGAAAGUUUGGAUUGCAUAUGCUAAAUUUGAAUUGGCAAAUUCGACAGCUGAAGAUGGUGUAGAUAAUGUUGUUUUGGCAAGAAGAAUUUUCGAACGUGGAAAUGACGCCCUUAGAUCAAGCGGAGAUAAAGAAAGCCGAGCGCUACUAUUAGAAGCAUGGCGAGAUUUCGAAAAUGAGAAAGGAGACGACGAAACUCGUGUUAAAAUUAUGGAAAAAAUGCCUCGCAGAAUUAAACGUAGACGACGUAUUGUAGGAGAAGACGGGAAUGACGACGGUUGGGAAGAAGUAUUCGAUUUUGUUUUUCCAGAAGAUGAGUCACAAAGACCUAAUCUUAAAUUCCUGGCAUUUGCCAAAGCCUGGAUGAAGCAAAAAGAACUCAGUGAAAAAUGUGAAAGUAAUUCGAGUAUGAAUACUUCUCAAUCAGAGACAAACAGUUGAAACGUAACUGUAUUGCUUACUGUAAGAAUUAUGUUAUAUUCUUGUAAAUAAAUUAAUUUUACGUAAAUAAAUAAACACGUUUUGAACUUUAAAAAAAAUUUAUAUUUAGAAAACUUUACAGUAUAACCAGUAUUUAUGACAUCAUAUAUGUAUGUUUUGUUACACAUAAUAUUUGUACUUGGAACUUUUACAUAUCAGUAAUAAAAUGUAUCGUGAAUAAUAAA